ACUGGAGCAACAUGAUCAUAGUGUGAUGUUCUCCAUCUCGUAGUAGUGUGUGGUUUUCAAUAGAAUCUUGAACACUUGCUACGCUUUGAAAUUCCUACUCUGAGAAUAAUGCAACGAGUUAUUACUACGUUUUCUCGAAAUAUGGCUUCGCUAAGCCAAAUAAGAAUGGCUGGUGAACGUGGAUCUGGAGCUGGGAAAGGAGGUGGCGGUGGUGGAACUAUCCGUGAAGCUGGUGGAUCUUUUGGAAAAAUGGAAGCAGCUCAUGAAGAUCAAUAUUUUUAUAACCUGCAAAAGGAACAACUUCAGAAACUUAAAGAGGACCUUCAUGACGAAAUCUCUUUUCAUGAAGAACAAAUUAAACGCCAUCAAGAGGCCAUAAACCGCCACAAACAAAGAAUUACAGAAAUGGAUGAGAAAUAAACUAAUUCAUUCUAUACAAUAUAUAUACUUACUUUCUAAGCGUGAUGUCACUCUUUCUAAUGAUGAAACUGUUAUAAUAUUAUUACUAGUAAUUAUAGUAGACAUUUAUGUCUGUGUUUUUUUUUAAACUGCAAAAUAUAUACAAUAUAUAAAGUAAUAUAUAUAUAAAUUGAAUAAAAGCGACAAACUAACUAUUUUCUCGUA
Messenger RNA from Frieseomelitta varia, 624 nucleotides. RefSeq names its product ATPase inhibitor mai-2, mitochondrial-like. The coding region runs from base 109 to 420 and encodes 103 amino acids. Gene Ontology annotation, biological process: regulation of DNA-templated transcription; negative regulation of ATP-dependent activity. The record is from RefSeq and is a predicted model, not a curated record. The transcript has 3 exons. Lineage: Eukaryota; Metazoa; Arthropoda; Insecta; Hymenoptera; Apidae. Gene Ontology annotation, molecular function: ATPase inhibitor activity. Gene Ontology annotation, cellular component: mitochondrion; mediator complex.